UAUCUAGCUGGAUAAAGAAGCAUAUUAGAUUUGCGACUUGUGUUUGUAUAACGAUACAUUUUAAUGUAGACUUAAUUAGUUCUCGUUAUAUUCAAAUAAUCCGUGUCCACAGGGCUGCUUUCCCGAGGAGUAGCUUGCUGGCUAGGUAGCUAUUUUACGUUGUUUAUAGUGCGAGAACGAGGGAGCAACUGAGACAUGGAAUGAAACGGUCGCAGAGUUAGCUACAGUAGCUAGCCAAUUUACUUGGUUUCUAAGUUUGGUAGCAGCAGACAUCUGCCAGGCUUUAAGAAAUUAGCAGAUUGGAUUUUUGAGGCCAGGGAUUAGAAUUUGAGACAAAUUCGACUGGAAUCAGAUUCACGUAUCGUCGCCAUGGCUUGGGCUCUGAAGUUGCCGCUCACUGAUGAGGUGAUUGAGUCAGGUCUGGUCCAGGACUUUGAUGCCAGUCUCUCUGGCAUUGGACAGGAGCUUGGAGCUGGGGCAUACAGUAUGAGCGACGUGCUGGCCCUACCCAUCUUUAAGCAGGAGGAGUCCAACCUGCCGCCUGACAGUGAGAACAAGAUUCUUCCUUUCCAGUAUGUUCUGUGUGCAGCUACCUCGCCUGCCAUCAAACUGCACGAUGAAACACUUACCUACCUCAACCAAGGACAGUCUUAUGAAAUUCGAAUGCUUGACAAUCGGAAAUUGGGGGAACUCCCAGAAAUCACUGGCAAAAUGGUGAAGAGCAUCAUUCGAGUGGUCUUCCAUGACCGGCGUCUUCAGUACACAGAGCACCAGCAGCUGGAGGGCUGGCGCUGGAACAGGCCGGGAGACCGCAUCCUCGACCUGGAUAUCCCCAUGUCAGUUGGCAUGGUCGACCCCAGGGCUAACCCUACUCAGCUUAACACGGUGGAGUUCCUGUGGGACCCAUCAAAAAGAACCUCUGUUUUUAUCCAGGUUCACUGCAUCAGCACAGAGUUCACCAUGCGGAAGCAUGGGGGAGAAAAGGGCGUGCCUUUUCGCAUUCAGAUUGACACUUUCAAAGAGAAUGAUGGCGAAGAGUAUACAGAGCAUCAGCAUUCUGCCAGCUGUCAGGUCAAAGUCUUCAAGCCUAAAGGUGCAGACAGGAAGCAGAAGACUGACAGAGAGAAGAUGGAGAAGAGGGCGCCUCAGGAGAAGGAGAAAUACCAGCCAUCCUAUGAAACCACCAUCCUAACAGAGUGCUCUCCCUGGCCAGAGGUCACCUAUGUCAAUAACUCCCCAUCGCCUGGCUUCAACAGCACACACAACAGUUUUCCAGUGGCAGAGGGAAAUGGAUCCCCCGGUCACCAGCCAGAGCCAGUUGUUCAGGUGGCAGAUAUUGAAAGCUGUCUGACUGAUACGAUUUUGUCGUCCCAUCUGCUUACAAGAGACAGUGAAAGUGUCCAUCAGAACCUGUUACCUGCGGCAACACCACAGGAUGCUCAGCAGUGGCUACAUAGAAACCGCUUUUCACCGUUCUGUCGGCUUUUCACUAAUUUCUCAGGGGCAGAUCUGUUGAAGCUGACCAGGGAAGAUGUCAUUCAGAUCUGUGGGCCAGCAGAUGGUAUUAGGCUCUUCAACGCACUGAAAGGCCGAGUGGUACGUCCCAGGCUGACGGUGUAUGUGUGCCAGGAGUCCCAGCAGGCUCGGGAACAGCAGCAGAAACAUGAGAACGGAGACACAGCUAGCAGCACUUUCUUCGUGUACCAUGCCAUCUACCUGGAGGAUUUGACAGCAGUUGAGCUGACAGAGAAGAUUGCUCAGCUAUUCAACAUCUCACCCAGACAGAUCAGUCAGAUCUUUAAACAGGGACCCACUGGUAUACAUGUCCUGGUCAGUGACGAGAUGAUUCAAAACUUCCAGGAUGAAGUAUGUUUUGUUUUGGACACAAUGAAAGCUGAGACGAAUGACGGCUACCACAUCAUCCUGAAAUGAAGACUGUCUGGGGGAUUGCCUAACCCCUUCUCUGUCCUUUAGACUCAACCCUGCAAGCCCCGUUACAGGCUCUGCCCCUGACAUUCCUGGACUGUGCUGAAGAUUACCUGUUCGAUUCUCUGAGGCCCUUGCUGUGGGGAAUGUUGACUUAAGCAGCUUGCCCAUCCUUGAUACCUUAUUGUCUUAUUUUAAAGGGGUGACUGACUCUAUUUGAGCUGCCAUAUUGAAGCAACACGCUUCAGUUUCCUCCCUUGCUAGAAAUCCUUUUAAAACGGUUGCAUUUUCCUCCUUCACUACUCAUGUGUUUGGAAAAGAGAAUGGAAUGAAGAUACCCUGCCACUGUUAGUGCAUCAUGAUGAGCAGCUGGUGUGCCGAAGUUCUAUGCUUCAGAAUCAAGGAGUUUGCUGUCACAUGAAACGGGAUCCACAACAAGAGAUACAGAGUUCUCUGGCUUGACAUCAAGGAUCCAGUUUGUGAGGACCGUGGCCAUGGUUAUGUAGCUACGACACGGGAAUGAGAACCUUAACAGGAAGUGGUGUCUUAAUAGGCUGCUGGUGUCCCUUUCAUUACCUAUGUCCUUUCCUUGUUUGGGCGUAAGUCUGUCCUCUGUUCUCUCUCCUCUGACCCGGAAACUGAUAAGUGGUUGAGGACUGUGUCAAAUCCUUAGAAGACAAACGGAAGAUGAUCCUCCCCUCCUCAGUAGCCUCCUUUUGGCGAGGAAGCACAAGUGUAUUCUACCACGGACACAUUUAAGUGAUAUGCUACUUAUCCUUUUAUCUGUAAAAUGUCUUGCACAACAUUUAUUUUGGAAUCCACCCCUGUAAACGUAAUUUGCCUGAUGACAUGCGAGUGGAGAAGGAGCUUCUUAUUUCAAACUAGUAUUUUCAUCCACGUUCAAUCUCCUCACCACCUCUCCUCAAUUUCUUCAAAAGGAGGCAAGAGAGGAUGCAGGAGUUGAGCAAAUCUAAUUGAGAAACAGCCCAUGAGAACCCCUCUCUGUCCUCUUCCAGUGAGUGCUGUGCUCCUGUGAAAGCCUACAGUCCUGUUUUCCUGUGUCCUCCUCUAUUACUUGUGAGAGAACAUCUGUGCAGCUUUUGAACACUGUCAAGACCGUGUCAGGAUACUGGUCUGUUGAUCAUGAUAUGGCCCUUGCAUCCCUGAGCCGACUCUGUAAAAAAUGCUAAUAGACUCUAAUGUAAAUGUAAACAUUAAUCUGAUUGACACACUGUCUUUCUUUGUUAGUGACACCACACAGUGGCAACACCAGCAACUUACCAGUCUCUGUCUUGCCUGCUAUCCCUACUUACCAUCAUACUGUAUUUAUCACUUUACAGUUUCAUUACAAAGGUUUUGGACAAUUCUCAAACCUUUAUUUUAAGUAGAUAAUUGUUUUAAAAUAUAUGAAUCAUGUCUUACUUUUAGCUGUUUUAUAACCUUUCUAACAUAUGUUCCUUCCUUGUUUAGAGAACAACUCUGCAUUGUUUUUGGAUAUUGCCACUAAUACAUAGCAGUGGGUUGUAUAGGGCUUGAUAAACCUGCAUGUGUAAAGCUAGAGUUGGUUCCCAUUCAAUCAAGUUCAACUGAACGCUUCCAGAAUAUCGAUUGCGUGAUAUUUAGAUGUUGUCCAGUUUUGCCCCUCGCUCAAGUCAUCAGAAUGAUUAAACUAGUUACCCAUU
Molecule: messenger RNA, 3608 nt
Organism: Oncorhynchus keta (chum salmon)
Lineage: Eukaryota; Metazoa; Chordata; Actinopteri; Salmoniformes; Salmonidae
Product: transcription factor CP2
Exons: 18
Coding region: 370-1932 (520 amino acids)
Biological process (GO): regulation of transcription by RNA polymerase II
Cellular component (GO): nucleus
Molecular function (GO): DNA-binding transcription activator activity, RNA polymerase II-specific; RNA polymerase II cis-regulatory region sequence-specific DNA binding
Source: RefSeq, a predicted model, not a curated record